AUGGGUCGCACGGAUCUCGCUGCUUUCGCCACGUCGUAUGCAGCCUCCAAGAUCGGUGACAUUGACGACUUGCAGCGUGCGAAGAGAGAUGGUGAUGAUCGCCCUGGCGAUUGGACGGGUCCGAGACUAGGGCCAACUUUCAUGAGCCUCCCAACCGAGAUCCAUCUUCUCGUCAGCCAACAGCUUCUCUACCCAGAUGCCUUGUCACUGAAGCACACCAACCGGUACUUCCACGAGCUGGUCUAUACCGGGGUCAACCUCAAGGUCGAAUGGCUCGUGCAGAGGCGCAGUCUGCAUCUCGACUGCCCCAACAAUGUCCGGUGCGAUCUCGGGAGUGAUUUGAGGUUCUGCCGGGGCAGUGUGGCGCUCCUCAUGAAACGUCGAAGAGAGCAUAUCGAGUGCGAAAGCAAGCCCGGCAUCGGCUGCAUCGUCUUUGGCACUGCCACCUGCUCCCACAAGCGAAAAUGGCUACACAUCUCUGCCCCUGUCCAUCAGCCGCAGCCUAAUCCUGCAGUUGAAAACGACUCAUCUUCAUGGUCUGGAACACCCCUUACAUUUGCACAGCAGCAGAACCCUGCCGGGACAUCCGCCCAUGGCCCGGAGGCAAUGCACACAAGGCAGGCAGAGGAUCGAGCCGACAGUCACUCAAGGGAUGAGCAUUCCUAUCAUAUGGAGACGACACCAUAUAGCCCGACCCCAUGGUCUAUCAACAACGAUCCAACACAGAUCUUAUCCCGGGCCAUCCGCCACCCUAGUGAUGAGAACGCUUUCAAGUAUUACCUGAAACGGGUUUGUUGGUGCACGCCAGCAUACGAUAGCAACCUGAACCCGUACCGGAAGCUGGGAUUCAUGGCCCUUUCGCACCCGGUCCUUCUGCGCGGAGUCUUGUCGGUCUCCGCAGCUCACAUGGAGAUGUACGGGCAAACAAACACCGGUGUGUCUUGUGUCCGGCAAUUACAUGCCCUGGGAGCAUUGCGGUCAGCUUUGCAUCUGCUCGAAAGAAACGAACUCAGUCAGUCGAGGGACGACUCGACGGCAAAAGUGGAUGAUCCUCCCUCAAGCCUCUCCGACAAGGAGGUCACGCUAGCCGCUGUGGUGAUGCAAACAUCGUCUGUGCUCAUGGCAGGUCUCUGGACCAUAGAGAUGCACAUCAAAUGUGCCCUAUAUCUCAUCCAACACCUGGGUUACUUUGACAGAGCCCCGAGCUCAGUCUUGACAAGAACCGUCAUCAACCGGCUCGCCAUGGUGGACGUGAUGCUCGCUUUCGUCCGGACCCACCGCCCUCAAGCCCCCUUGGACUUCUACAUGUACCAGAUCCACGAGGAGCUCGAUCGCGAGGAGCCGUCCUUCCGAGAGAUGCACGGCUGCCACCAGCCCGUUCUCUCGUUUCUGGCUCGGAUCGCCGUGCUGAGUGCAGACUUGGCAAGUGGGACGAGCCCGCAGCCGGAGAUUCGAGCGAAAGGCCAUCAGCUGGAGACAGAGAUGCGGCUCUGGGGUCAUCGCUACUACGGCAUACUGAACACGGAGGCAGCAUCGACAAGUUCCGCGAGUCAGGGCCCCCCUCAAAUAGUUCCAGCCUGCACUGCAUUGGACACUGUCUGUGAGUGCUUCUACUGGACAGCCCACAUAGUCUUGCUGAGGAGAGUUCUGUUGGAGCCGACCAAGUCUGUAAGGGUCCAAUCCAUCCGUCGGCGGGUGUUCGACCUGAUCAACGGUCUUGUUCCCGGCUGUGGUCCAGAUUCAUCCUUGGCGUUCCCGUUUUACAUGAGUGCGUGUGAGGCUAUAAGCCUUGAAGAUCGAGAGUGGGUUUGCCGAAGGCAUAUGGAGACGUUUGCCGUGUAUCGUGACGACUGGAGGGUACUGCUAAUGGCCGCUGUUGAAAAGGUCUGGUCCAAAGCUGAGGCUGAAGCAGCUGAUCACCGAUAG
Messenger RNA from Thyridium curvatum, 1926 nucleotides. RefSeq lists its product as uncharacterized. Gene Ontology annotation, cellular component: nucleus. Gene Ontology annotation, biological process: positive regulation of transcription by RNA polymerase II. Bases 1 to 1926 code for a protein of 641 amino acids. The record is from RefSeq and is a predicted model, not a curated record. NCBI's taxonomy places the organism in Eukaryota, Fungi, Ascomycota, Sordariomycetes, Thyridiales, Thyridiaceae. Gene Ontology annotation, molecular function: transcription cis-regulatory region binding; DNA-binding transcription factor activity. The transcript is spliced from 4 exons.